This is a messenger RNA of Penicillium verhagenii, 2445 nucleotides long. RefSeq names its product putative C6 transcription factor (War1). The record is from RefSeq and is a predicted model, not a curated record. Gene Ontology annotation, cellular component: nucleus. Gene Ontology annotation, biological process: regulation of DNA-templated transcription; DNA-templated transcription. Gene Ontology annotation, molecular function: zinc ion binding; DNA-binding transcription factor activity, RNA polymerase II-specific; transcription cis-regulatory region binding. The transcript is spliced from 3 exons. Bases 1 to 2445 code for a protein of 814 amino acids. NCBI's taxonomy places the organism in Eukaryota, Fungi, Ascomycota, Eurotiomycetes, Eurotiales, Aspergillaceae.
AUGGCCGACUAUCCAGAGCCACCCUCGCAAUUAUCCGAGUCAUAUGAAGCACGGACCUUUGGUCUUGGGUUGCAUAAUCCAGAGACACCGUCCGAUACAGAUGACCAGCCGGUUGGGGAGAUCAAGCGACCCAGAGCGUGUGAACCCUGUCGCCAAUUGAAAGUCCGGUGCGAUCCGGAAUCUUCCAACCCUGAUGGCGCUUGUAAACGAUGCGCUAAAGCACGUCGACAAUACAUUGUGACAGAGCCAACCCGCAAGCGCCAGAAGAAGACGGACAGUCGCGUGACUGAGCUGGAGCGUAAAAUUGAUGCUUUGACUGCUACAAUCCAGGCGUCGCAUCAUACACAACUUACAAUGGGUACGAUUCCAGGCACUGUUGCAGGCGUACAGCAGACUCAGCCGCAGUCUAGCCGUGAUCAGCCCUCCAAUUGGCUGCGCGGUGACCAGAAUAUGGCGGGGAACAAACGGCACCAUGAUGGAUUUUUGGUAGCCCAGUAUCCCCGUCCUAAUAGUCCAUCUGCGGAACAAAUAACGAAACAGCCGGCUAAGCACUGGCGGGGUCCGUUUGAAGGGGAGACUAAACCUGGACCCAAAGCAGAUGUUGGGAAUGACUUUGUCGACGUGAUCGACAGAGGCAUGAUCGACAUAGCAACGGCCCAGGCUUCUUUCAAUCACUAUGUUAGCGACAUGGGGAACGAUAUGCCCUUUGUAGUCAUGGCUCCUGGUACAACAAUGGGUCAGGUACGCCGCGAAAAACCGACCCUCUUUCUUGCCAUCCUCGGUGUCUCGGUGGGAAUUGUGAAAAAAGACCUCCAAAUGCCACUGAUUAACGAAUCAUAUCGAUUGAUUGCGGAAAAAGUCGUUGUCAAGGGCCACAAAUCGCUCGAACUCGUUCAAGCUUUACUCGUCGUUUCGAUCUGGUACAUGACGCCCGAUAACCUGGAAGAACUUAAGUUCUAUCAAUUGAUUCACAUGGCUAUCGUGGUAGGCAUGGAGGUGGGGUUGAAUCGUCGGUCGAAUGGAGACAUGAAGAUUGUUCGCAUCCGAGAAAUAGUCAUCAAACGGAAGACUCCAGCAAAUGCGGAACUAGAUACCCCCGAAGCAAGGAGGGCAUGGGUGGGCUGUUACUUUCUAGGAAUCCAAGCGGCGAUAGCUUUGAGGCGGAUCCAGAUUGUGCGAUGGCAGCCAUACAUGGAUGAGUCCCUUCAAAUAUUGGAAAAUCAUCCUGACGCCCUGCCUUCUGAUCGCCAAGCUGUUUGGUGGGGAAAGCUAGGGUGGAUUAUGGAACAAGCGGGAUUGCAGCUCACCACUGAUGACACUCAGUCAAUUGUCUCAUUUACGGACAGCAAAGUGAGGUACACGAUCAAGGCGUUUUCAAAUCAACUUGCCCAGUUCAGGAGAGAUAUUCCAGAGGAACUGUGGAGUCCAACAUUGGCACAUACAUACCAUGCACUCGAUCUUUUCAUACACGAAAGUGUUAUGGGGGUUGACUGUAGGGACAGUAUCUUUCCCGAACCUGAAGAUGAAGGGCUAGAUGACGACGCAUGCAUGGCACCUAUCAUUGAAGCUCUCACAUCUUGUCUCAACUCCAUCCACAGGUCAUUUGACACAAUUCUCAGUAUUGACGUGGAGAGGGUUAGAUAUUUACCGACAUUGGCUUUGGCUCGCACUGCAUACCCGGUCGUCAGUCUAAUCAAAAUUUACUCACUUGUCACGGCCCCUGAUUCUCAUAUCGGUCGGUUGAUGGACGCGCGGAGUCUCAAGGUGGAGUACUACCUUAACCGAGUCAUAACUCACUACCGAGCAGCUGCAGCUCUUGAAGGUGGCCGAGUGGCCGGCAAGUUCGGGAAUAUCAUCAUGAUGCUGCGAGAUUGGUUCCUCAAGAAAAGAGAGAACGGUCCCGAGCUUCGUGAGAUCUUUGGUGCUGAAAUGCACAAUCCGAGGGAAACGCAACCUCCGAGGCAAGGUACCACACCAUUGCAAGUCCUCAGCGACCUAGCCAUGGGUGAUCCACGCUCCACAAAUCCCACCCAACCAGCAAAUUCAAAUCAAGGAUCUGUAUACUCAUCCUCAACUAUUAACCAAGAUAUGGCCCGGAAUCCUCCGACCCCGGCAACCAGUUAUGGAACAGUAGAAACAUCUACGCAUUGGUCCCCAGCACCUUAUACCCCCCAAAUGUCCACGGGAUCCCACGACUCAGGCAUGGGAGAUAGAUCAUUUUAUCAACCUUUCACACCUAACCAACCCCAGCAAUACAUCAUGCCUGGGACCACCCAGUAUCCUCAAAUGCCAGGCUUAGGGAGUAUGCCACCCGGACAGCCGAUGGGGUUGCCUGAAUUAACGGCGGAGGCACCUUUCGAUCCAAGCCUGGCGAUAUUGGGGACUAUGAUGGAUGAAGGGCUCUUGUCAUUUCCGUAUGCUUUUGAUGGGAACUUCCAACUUUGA